Messenger RNA from Cyclopterus lumpus (lumpfish), 5724 nucleotides. RefSeq names its product ELMO/CED-12 domain containing 3 (gene elmod3). The record is from RefSeq and is a predicted model, not a curated record. The coding region runs from base 791 to 2089 and encodes 432 amino acids. The transcript has 13 exons. NCBI's taxonomy places the organism in Eukaryota, Metazoa, Chordata, Actinopteri, Perciformes, Cyclopteridae.
ACUUGAAAUUACCGUGGCCACUAGACGGGGGAAGGGAAGCUGAGAUUGGAGGGAGAAACAGUCAGAAACUGAGUUUUCAGAUAUUGUGUACAUAUGACAGCCCCUCCUCAGGACUCUGACCAAACAAGAACUCUAUCCAUGAGCCACAUCUCACUGGACACCUUCACUUCUUACUUUGGAUGUGUGCUGCUGUUUCAUGUGAGGCUGAAGACAUAACACAGCUUUGUGUCAAGGGAAUUAAACUGCAACUGUACUGGUAACCUCGAGGUGUGUACUCGAUUUGUCUUGAGUGCCAAAGAAAUGAAGUGUCUCGGACAGGGAGAGCCAAGCCCUGAAAAGCAAUGUCAUUAUCCAGCGUCUGUGUACGUCUGAUGGGGCUGAGGAGUGGACCCACUGGCCAAGCAGAUCUGCGGAGAAGAGGAAGGAGGCAGUUUUCCAGGAAACUUGUGCAUUGAUGGAUAGCCAUUUCCUUGUGUCGGCUCUUGUACACCGAAACCUGCACAUUCUCGUCAGUGUACACACUCAAGUUUGGACUUUAUAGUAACUAAUAAAACCGAGCUGUCAUCUCAACCACACAAUCAUCGCUAUAACGCAGAAAAGGAAAUUAAUAUGAUGUGCACAAUAUGGAUUUCUUCUGCAAGUGAUAGUUUUGGUAAAUCAUACUUGUGACUAUGGACAUUGAAUUCUCUACGUAUAUGACGAGAAAAGCAUAGAUAUUUGCAGUCACUACUAAUGUGCACUAGAGAAACCAUGGUGGUCCUUGCAUCAGCUCCUCAGCCCAUCUCAGUCCAUGACGACAGAAGCCUUUAGAGGCCAGGAUCAGGAACACGCUCGCCAGCCAACACACAACUCAUAUGCAAUGGAAGAAGACAUUGACGUCGCAUCCCACACUGAGGGCCUGAAUGGUUUGUCCCGUGAAUGUAAACCAUUAGAGGAUAUCACCAAUGGACACUCCAACCAUAAGCCUGUCAUGAAUGGACUAGUAAUUAGUCAUAGUGUCAAAGACCAGACAAACGGCAAUGCACCACUCAGGUCCCUGCCGAUUUCAGCACUGAAGCAGAAUGGUCUUUUGCAGACCCUGGCAGCUGGAGCGGACCAGCCUCAGCCUGCAGAGGAAAAUGUGGAGUUGGAAAAGGCCCGAGAAGAGUGGGAGGCUCUGGAGAACGUCCAACCAGCUAUCACUGAGGACUCAAACCCAACUCCACUCAUCUCCUUCAAUGAAGCUCUGCAGUACUUCCAAACCACAGACCUCGGGGACUUGCUGAAGAACAUCCAGCCAACCAUACGCAGGACAGGUCUGGCCGCUAUUUCACAUUUCCUCUUCGGACCUCCACGGCUGCACAGGGAACUCCUGGAGGAGAGGGAUUUGGUCUUUGCCAUCGCACAGUGCCAUGUGGACAACAGCCAAGCAGUCCACAUGCGUGUCCUCCAGACCAUUUAUAAGAGGCUGAUUGGCAGCAGGCUGGACUGUCCUCGCUUUGGGGCGCACUGGGAAAACAUUGGUUUUCAAGGUACAGACCCAGCCACUGACUUACGUGGCACUGGUUUCCUUGGACUGAUGCAUACGCUGUACUUCGUGAUGGACCCAGAGACUCUACCGUUGGCUAGAGACAUCUACAAAUUGUCACAACACCCUACACAGAACUUUCCAUUCUGUGUGAUGUCAAUCAACAUGACGCGCAUCGCUCUGCAAGUACUCAGAGAGGAAGCCAUGUCCAAGGAGUGCAAUCGUCGUCAGCAAGUGGUUGGUGUGCUGAAUGAGUUCUACGUUGCCACGUAUCUGCACCUCUACCAACUGUGGAAGACCCAACAGAAGACCAUUGUUGACUCUGGCUUUGUACUAAAAGAAGUGGAGCUGUUUGCCAAAAAGAACCCCAAGCAGAUGCUGCGGCGACUAGAGGUCUUCCUGAAAGAGAGGCGGGCCGGUGGAAUCCCCCGGGGGACGUCGCCAGACCCUCAGGCCCAACAGCCCUCUCCCACCCAGGGGGCCAGAGCUGGGACAGGACAGGGAAGCAAGGGAAAGGAGAUGCACUUCACAGGAGUGUGUGAACUUCCGCCAGACAUGGAGGGAGAGGCCAGACUCAUCUAAGCUAGACUCUGUGUGUAUGUGUGUGUGUGAGAGAGUGUGUGUGUGAGAGAGACAGAGAGAGAGUGUGUAUGUGUGUGUGUGUGUGAGAGAGAGAGAGAGAGAGAGAGAUCCUGUUUGAGUACUUCUAUCACUGUAUUUGUGAGUGGCUUACUCUCGGAGAGCUAAAACCCCACCAGUCCCUGAUCUAGGACCUCCUAUCUGAACCUAUUUAAACACUUCCACUCCUUCAACUGAUGCUGGGGUGCUGCACUUUGAUCAGACAAAGCUUGAGAGUCUUUCAGAAUUUUGUUUUAUUAAUGUUUAAUUAAUUUCUUUAAACAGAACAUGCAACAGUCAAAUAUAAAGAGCUGAUGCAGGUCAGAAACACAGUGAUUGUUGCACUUUUCUGUGGAUUUAGUAGCCAAAUUGAUAGCUGCCAAAUUCUUGGUUUAACUCUACCUUCCUAGAAGUCCAAAACGCAGACACAUUUGUCCCAUAACAUUGCAGAGUGGGGGAGCAUGGCAUGGAGCGCCUUCUUAACAAGCUUGGCGUUCUCUCUCGCUCUAACAUACAUCUCUAUCACACGACCAAGCUAACGGCUCUUAAUGCACUCCGUUAACUUUAUAAUAUAUAUAACGUCAUAAGAGAGAACUAAACCACUUUCUAGCCCUUCAACAGAGCAAACAAGAAGCAGGUUUUCUCUCAGCAUGAGUGGAGAGCGUCAGAUAGAAAACCCGGGGAGGUGACAGAAUUGUUUGAGCAGGGAGAAGAAAUUGCCAGUAGAUGCUGUUCUCAAAUAUCUCACACUGUAGACUUUGAAGGUGUUAUUUGCAUUCUCUAUUAGAGUGUGAAUGAAAUGUUUGUCAUGUGCAAGAAUGGUCCAGAUGUGUGGAGGCAUAGCCAGUUGUUGGUGUACUCAUUGUGUCUGUUGCCAGGGGUCUGUUAGACUUAGUCCAGAGCUCCCACUUAAUAUGGGGGAAUAUAUUUUAUAUAAUUUAAGAAAUAACAAUUUUAGACCUUUCUGAAGGGACAGCUGUCAAAACUUCAGUUAUCAUAAAAGUAGUUCAGAACUGUCAUUAAGCUGAUGGCUGAGUGACCGUGAGAAGGGUUUUUAUGAAAUGUAAGAAUGUAAGAAACUCCCCUGAAUUUUCAACUGUUCCGUAGUUAAAGCCAAGGAGACGUUUCAUAACCGAGUCUAUGUGCUUGGUUUGGUCCCGACUAAAGUGGAAGUUCUGGUAUGAGCUUUCUCCACAUUCCGUUAUAAAGCAUGUGAUUGUAAUUUUAUUUGACCAGUUAAAAAUGUAUUCCAGUUUGUGUGUGUGAGAUGAGAUGAAAUGCUGAUAUUGAUGAAGGGUGCCUCUUCUAGGAGAUGUAUGGUACAGUAUGCAAUCCCAGCUCUCACUCAAUGAUAAUCAAAACGAUAGUGCUGUGUGGCGAUAGAAAUCGUUCCUAACUUCAGGGUUUGUGCGCUUGUGCAAGCGAAUGUGUUUGUAUGGACGUAUGUGUGUGUUGUAUGACAGGAAAUGACUACAGAUGGGGUGCUUUCCUCUGCACACAAUAAGCCAGCUUUACUAAGUACUUGAUCCAUCAAGCUGCAAAGACGGUACUUUUGUCAUUUUAAAAAUGGUACAUAACAUUUCUGAGGACAGGAUUGAUCCCAAACAAAGAACACAUUCUUUGGUUUGCUUUUUAAAAACAAAAACAAAUGUUGGUUCUGGACACAGCUGCAGUCAGCGGCUUUGUGGCCUGGGAUGGAUAGAGCUCCUCAGCAAAGCUGGUUCCUGCUUUGUGCUAAUGUGAAACCGUCUCCCAUCGUUGUAGUCUCAAUCUGUAGCAUGUUCAGGUAGCACUAGUACUGUAGCAUCUUAUAGCCUCCUCCUCUUCGUAAAGCUUGUUGAUGUCAUGUCUCAGUUACAGUCCGUAGUGUCAAUUGGUGCGCAAACUGUUACUACUAUAGCACAUUUAUUUUGUAUUUGCAUUAAGCCUCCUUCAGUAGACACACAUUUAAUUGGCGCAGUGUAUGUUCUGGAGAGAUGUGGGAUAGGCUUGACAUGUUAUUGAGCUCAACCUUGUCUUCUAAGAAGGUAACAGUUAAAACAGUGCCUACAUCCAGUGGAGCCAUGUGGGGUAGAGCGCUGGUUUAUCCUUGUUUCCUUUCUUUCUUUUUUUUUUCUUUCAUUUUAUCCACCGUGCCAUAGUAGACUUCCUCCAUUCAUGUAACGCAGUAAACAGAGUUGAUGUCUGUCCGUCCCGUGUCGUCCCCCCCCCCCCCCCCCCCCCCUAAAACACGCAGGCCUAAUGGAUAUAUACAUAAACAUACACAAGCAUGUACAUUUUCCAUGUCAACAUCUACUCAGAUUGUUGUACUUUGCCAUCUCCAUUCUCGACCAUAUAACUUCAAAAGUGAGCUGAUGUAGUUUAGCCAAUUGUUUGCGAGUGUUUUGAUCGAACAGGAAAAUUUGCACUGUUGUAGAUAUUUGAUAGUAUGUGUGACGUAUGCAAGAGGAAACAGGCCAUCUUCAAUAGCCAUAAUGUUCAUUAUCACCCACCUCAUGAAACAGGCUUCGUGGAGUCCGAUUCCCCUCCUCCCACUAAGAAAAAUUGCACCAUGGAUAUGAUCUCACAUUUAGUUUUAUUAAAUUUUAAACUGAGGAGCAGUACAGUGUAUGUAAAUCAGGAAGUUUGUAUAUAGAGAAUUAAUGAUUGUAACUGUAUGAUUGUCUGUAGGGCAUUAUACUGAAACACAUUGCUUACCUCAAGACUUGAGACAAAUCUCUCCUUUCUCUCUCCUGAUAUUUGUUUGGCCUAUCAGUCAGACUCUCUCUUUUUAUGUUUCCUUGUACCUAGGCCUUCUCUCGUGCUAAUUGGACAUGUUAUAUAAUGUAUAUUCAACACCUGAAGCACUACGUAAUAGCAAACUAACACAAAAGCUGGUCAAUGUUACGUGUAUUCUAUUUAAAGACACAUUUAUAGACUAUAUAGGCCCACACAUCUACAGAUGAUAAAAUCCUUUUUAAAAUGAUCUAUAUAAUUGGCGGAUGUUUACCAUUUUUGAAAUAAGAUGGUUUUCUUGUGGCUUCAGUGAUAGUACAGUAUACUUUUGCUGUGUUUAAGUGUUUGAUGUCCGGAAAACACCAGAAACAAUCCGGUCUUACAGUCACAAACAAACAGUUCAAUAUAUAUGAUUGUGAAGAUAUAGACUUGAUAAGCAGUCAUACUACGUUGUAUGCUUUGAACUUGGUAUAUAUAUUCAGUAUCCAAACAAGACCUAAUUUAUCCUCAUAUUACCAAAAGUCAUAUUUUCAGCAGUUUUAAUAGAUCAUAUUCUUAUGCGUUGAUCAUCAUUUGGAAGUUGUGACACCAGAACCAAGAGAAGAAGAAAAAAACGGGUUCUUGCAGGAUGUCGGAUGCUCUGAGAUGUGUGGUGUGAAGUUCUGCUUCAAACACAAUCACUUCUCAAUAUCCUGCGCUUUAUAUGAAGGUGUUUUCCUGUUGCCGUCGUCAUCGUCAUGUCCCUCAGAGCAUUUUAUGACUUUACCUUGAUUGUAGAAGCCCUAUUUUAUACUGAGAGUUAUUUCAGAAUACAGUAUGUGCUGUUGUACAUUAAAUGUAUUGUAUGGAGAAAGCUAAAUAAAUGCUGUUUAAAAAUUAAUCAA